Alternaria hordeiaustralica is the source of this 1032-nucleotide messenger RNA. RefSeq lists its product as uncharacterized. The coding region runs from base 1 to 1032 and encodes 343 amino acids. The transcript has 3 exons. Lineage: Eukaryota; Fungi; Ascomycota; Dothideomycetes; Pleosporales; Pleosporaceae. The record is from RefSeq and is a predicted model, not a curated record.
AUGCCCGGUAUCACUACGGCUAUCAACCCAAAGGCCCCUACAGCGAGGAAAAGCCCCGUCACUCCCACACCAGGCCCCAAAGUCCCCGCAAAGUCCCAGCAGCAGCGCAAAAGCUCGAAUGCGCAAAGCUCGCCGAAGGUUGUUGUUCAGCAGCAGCGUAAAAUCUCUGCUGUGAAGCCGACGGUUAUGGUGGACAAUAAGAGGAAGAUCAAGGCCGAGGGAAUUUCACCGAAGAUGGCUGAUGUCCAGAUCAAGUCCUUAGGAGCGGACAAGCGUACUGCUCAGGCAGAGACCAGAGACGAGUCCCUGCCGAAGAAGCAGAAGAUCGAGGAGGUGAAGAACGAAGUACAUGACACGGAAUACCUAGGUGACUACAUGCUAAUACCAUCCCAGAUCUGUCAUUACGCCGCAGUCACAUCGCCGGGAAAGUCCACUUCCACUACACUCACCACGCAACAGCCACCCGCGCCACUGUCUGCCACCGCUGCCCAAUCAGCUCAGUCCUCCCAGCUGAUGAAGAACCUCCUCCGCCACGUCCUCCAAACCCAGCCAACGCUCCUCCCAUCCAACCUCUCCACCCCCAUAACAUCCACUCACAUCGACAAUAUAGCUCACACAAUGUGGCAAAUCGCGUUCAAACACGUCGUCAUGCUCCAGCGCGCCUGCCAGUACAGCGCCAUGUUCUCGCCCCUCAAGUUGGCCGCGCUGGCUAAGUUGAACUUCCUGCCCAGCUGGUGGUUCUUUAGGGAUUUGGUCGUUGCAGGGUUGCCGGAGUUGAUCAAGGGUGUUGAUGGGAAGGGAGAAGAGAAGGGGCGCGGGGUGCUGAUCGAUGAUAUGGAGAUGCAGGGGGCUUGGAAUGAGGCUAUCAAGUGGUGUGGAAAUGUUAUUGCGCGGAGGGAGCGCGUUGCUACGCCGGUGGUUACGGAGGAGGAGAGGGCGAGGAGGGAAGCUUUGCAGGUGGCUCAGGAAGAAGAGUUGAUGCUGGAUAGCAAGAUGGGGGGUGACGACGAUGAUGAAGAACGAGAGGAGUGA